CAAUGGCACGCAGUUCCGUGGCCACAAAACGCGAUGGUCCCAAGGCAUCUAAGAAGUCCCCCAAGGAACACACUGUCCUGGACAAGUACAAACUCUCGUUGCACCGUCAAGCAAUCGCUAAAGCGCAGAUGCUAAAAUCCAUAAGCAGGGGAAGAGAUAAAAUCCAAGUUUCCGAGCCUGCCUUGAUACCCUCUGGUUCGGAUGAGGGUAUCAAUUUCGGGGAGCCUAUAUUGCUCCAGAGCCUUGCUCGCUCUGCAAAUGAAUCAGAGUCUGACCGUCACAUAUCAAAAAAACGGAGAUUGGGUUCGGAGACAGAGCUCUUGCCAAUGGACCUAGAUGUCACUGCUUUAGACGAGGUGCCCACUCCCGAGAAGGAUGAGGAACAUCCCCCAGAGCCUCCUGCUUCUGCACGAAUUCGGGAUGAACGGCCCUUCCCUGCAUUUCCCAAACCUAUUAAGCCAUUGGCUCCCAGUCGUUCUGUUCUCCUUCGUCAAGGCCUAGAUCAGGCCGUCGUUGAGGCCAAGAGGGUCGAUUGGUCAGACACCCUCCUUAUAAACCCCACUGCCGCAGAAGAUUCUUCAGGUCUAUCUGAGAGCACGCGGGCAAAGUUGGCUAAGCUGGGUAUAAGCCAUCUUUUCGCAGUACAAAAGGCAGUCUUGUCUUACCUUUUGCCCACUAAGUCGAGCGGGGUAAGAUCGCUGUAUGCUCCAUACAACCCGCCCCGAGACCUAUGUGUCUCUGCUCCGACUGGGAGUGGAAAAACUCUGGCUUAUGCCCUGCCUAUAAUAGAGCUGCUUUCUAAACGAAUAGUGACAAGAUUGCGCGCAUUGGUCAUAGCGCCGACACGAGAGCUGGCACAUCAAAUCUAUCAGACCUUCCUGAAGAUAGGCGGGAAACCGUUGAAGAUUCGGGUGGCUUCAGGUGAGACAUCAUUAGCCCAUGACCAGGAGAACAUCGUUGGGGGAUCCCCUCAGUCACUCCGCGGUGGUCAGAGCAUGGUGGACGUACUUGUAUGCACUCCUGGACGUCUUUUGGAUCUGUUGAGCAACACACCAAAUUUCACAUUGCAACACCUUCGUUACCUAGUAAUCGAUGAGGCGGAUCGACUUUUAGAUGAUUCUACUAACAAUUUCCUUCCUAAUAUGCUUGCUGCACUCCAACCUCCUCUUCAACCAACUGUCAACCCAUCAGCUACCGGAAGUAUCUCGGGUGAAGGCUCAUACAUCGAUCCUUUCCCGAUACCUGAUCCUCUCUCGCCGGCUUGGCUCGUAGCGUCUUCGCUCGGUGGUGCUUGCACCGAAGUUACGGAAGAUAAACGCACUUCAUGUCAAAAACUGCUGUUUUCUGCUACCAUGAUUGCGAACCCCAGCAAGCUGGCAGCUCUCAAGCUCCAUGAUCCCCAGUAUGUCAUCGUUAAUAGCCGUAAUAAUUUAGAUACCUCAGCGGGAGCUUCGGCGGAUGAGCCUUAUACGCUCCAAUUUCCGCCUACGCUCAAGGAACACUAUACUGUCUGCGACUUAGCACAAAAGCCGCUUUUCCUCUUAUAUCUCGUGCAUGAAUGCAACGUCCGAAAAGCACUCGUAUUCACCAAUUCAGCUGAAUCGACGUCGCGAUUGGCCAAUCUCAUUGAGUUCUUUGAGGAAUCAUUCGCGUCAUCGCGAGACGACUCUCCGAUGCCUAUAACUGUCCAAGCCAUCUCAGCUGAAUUAAACACCUCGCAGAGAAGGAAAGCGCUAAAGGAGUUCAAGCGUGGCGAGAGCGGGAUCCUCGUGUGUUCUGAUUUGCUUUCUAGAGGGAUUGACAUCCCGGAUGUCCCCCACGUUGUGAGCUAUGACGCAACAAUGGAUGCGGAAAAGUAUCUGCAUCGUGUGGGUCGCACAGCCCGUGCUGGAAAACAAGGCAAAGCUUGGACUUUAGUCGAGGAAAGAGAGUGGUUUGUUUUCCGGAACGCGAUGAAGGCAGCCCAUCAUUUACAAGAUAUAGAAUGCAUCUCAGUUACCGAGUCUCAACUGCAGCCGUAUAUGCCUCACUACAAUGUGGCUAUCAGUCGGCUGAAAGGGAUCUACUCGAGAAAGGGCAGUUCCGCAACAUAGUAGGAAGGGGAUUUGUUGCACCCUUGUGUGCGUUUGAUGUCCGCGCAGGGAAUGAUCCAAUAUAAAUAAUUUCAUUAGGAAAGGAGGCUAUCGUUCAACGAUAAGUGCUGCUAGGCGAGAAUAAGACGAUAGUAACCCCGGAGGACCAAUAGAUAUGACGCAGAACACUCAGUAUGGGUAUGAAGAUG
Messenger RNA from Cantharellus anzutake, 2281 nucleotides. Its product is annotated as P-loop containing nucleoside triphosphate hydrolase protein. Gene Ontology annotation, molecular function: nucleic acid binding; ATP binding. Lineage: Eukaryota; Fungi; Basidiomycota; Agaricomycetes; Cantharellales; Hydnaceae. Gene Ontology annotation, cellular component: nucleus. The annotation marks the transcript as partial. The record is from RefSeq and is a predicted model, not a curated record. The transcript is spliced from 12 exons.